Acinonyx jubatus (cheetah) is the source of this 3204-nucleotide messenger RNA. RefSeq names its product serine protease 57 (gene PRSS57). NCBI's taxonomy places the organism in Eukaryota, Metazoa, Chordata, Mammalia, Carnivora, Felidae. Gene Ontology annotation, molecular function: serine-type endopeptidase activity. The record is from RefSeq and is a predicted model, not a curated record. Gene Ontology annotation, biological process: proteolysis.
CGGCAGAGGCAACAGGGGCCGGCCUGAGGCCGCAGCCCUGACCCCCUACUUCCCUUGCUGUGUGACCUUGGCCAAGGCACUUGCCCUCUCUGCGUAUCGGUUUCUCCAUCGGUCACGGGGGUACAAACAAUGCCGACCACCUCAGGUUGUAGGACCGAACGGGACCCCUGCAGCUUUGGGCCAUGCCCUCCCCCCCCCCCCCCCCGCAGCGCCUCAGGAGGAGUGUGGCCAGGGGGACUGACUGAGGUCUGGGGCAGCCCCAGAGCAGACAGGGCCCCACGUGGCCCCUCACGGAAACGGCCACCGCAGGGCUCUGGGUGGCCACAUGGGGUCUGACGCUGGCAGAAACAACCGUGACGCUGACCUUGUGGUUUCUUCCCGCGGGUUCUCCCGGCCGUGCUGGUUCCCGCCGGCUGGUCUGACGGGUCACCACGGACAUGGUGGCUUAGCGAGACAUUCACUUAAUACCUGAUCAGUGGGCCUCACGGGGCUCAAACCCAGACAGGCCGGGGGCCUCCUCCAGGCCAGCUGGUUCCCCCUCACCCCGCUGCUUUCGCGGCUCUGGACCUUGUCUGUGAAAUGGGGUGAUGACACACAUGGACCGGGGGGCGCUAAGUGCGGCCCCAAAGACGUCCCUGUCCCGGUCCCGGGACCAGGCACCUGUCAUAUCACCAGGCGGGGGUGACCUGGGGGCUCGGGGGGCCCAGUGUCCUCACGAGGUCCUCAUGAGAGGGAGGCAGAGAGCCGGGCGGACCCCGUGCUGCUCUGGAAGCUGGAAAGGGGGGAGACGGGGCUCCCUGGGGCCCUGGGGGGAGCAGCCCUGCCCACGCCCGGGUGUCAGGACUUCUGAGCCCAGAGCUGUCAGAACCGGCGUGUGGUGACGGGUCCCAGCGGCCCCGGGAGGUCACACAGACAUGCCAGGCAAGUUCGAGUCUGGGCAGCAUCUGGGGCUGCGGUCACAGGCUCCCGACUCGCAGGGACCCUGAGAGGUGGUACCAUAGGGGGCUCAAGACGGUGCCCCACUGAGACCUCUUCGUGGCGUCCCGGGAGCUGGGUGAGGACACUUCCCAGCCGUGCUGCUGCGGCCGCGCACCAUGGGGAGGCUGGGUGAGCGGCCGGGGCCUAAGGGAGGGGUGGGGAUGGGCUGCGGGUCUGGGGGCUCCAGCCUUAGCGCCCUGUCCCCACACCCCCCAAAACAGAAACCUCAGCCCCCUCGGUGUGGGCCCACAGCCCGCGACACCGGAACACGCCCGCCGGCCUCCAGCAUCACAUGGCCUCACCCUACUGCCCUGUGAUGGCCAGCCGGACGGCCACCACCCCGGCUCCACGAGGUGGCCUGGCCGGCAGAGUGGGAGGGGCACCGGGGGGGGGGGGGCCUCGGUCACUGCCACACUCCUAUCUCCAGCUCCUGCCAGAGGCUGUAUACAGUAGGCACUCGGUAAGUGCAACAAAGGCAGCAACCAUCUCAGGGCUUUCCGGGGAACUCGCAGCCCUGAGGUCGGUGCCGGAGUUGCAGAGGGGGAGCAGGUGGCAAUGGGGCCAGACCCCGUCCGGCUGGAGAGGCGGCCCCACACGCCCAGGAGGCAGCUGGGGGCACGAUGCCUGUCGGCCGGGUCCUGGCCGCUGCAGGAAGCUCCCUGCACGUGCUCCGUGGGCAGAUGCUGGAUAAACCGAGGCACGGGGCGGUAAGUGGCCUCUGGGGUCACCUCCGGGCCCUGCAGAGCCAGGCUUUGCCCCAGGCGGGCAGUUCCUAGAGCCACGCGCUCGUCCCCUCGCCGCCCUGCGUCCUGGCCUCCUGGACGUCUGGGACCGUCAACGGCCCGAGGCCUCCCAGAGGCGCCAGCACCGAACUGGGCGUUGCUGGUGUGGCCUGGCCGACCUCCCACCACAGGCCACAGCCAGGUUCCCCCUUUCCGGGCCGUGUCCCGCAGAGCUCUGAGGGAGCCACCAGCCGGUGACAGCCAUGGGGCCCCAGGCGAACGAGCUGGGCCGCCUGCUGCUGGCAGUGUCUGUGGCCCUCACGCUGCCUACGGGGCCCCCAGGCUCCCGGGGAGCCCGGAUCAUCGGGGGCCACGAGGUGAAGCCCCACUCCCGGCCCUACAUGGUGUCUGUGGCCUUCGAGGGCCAGCACCACUGCGGAGGCUUCCUGCUCCGCUCCCGCUGGGUGGUCUCCGCGGCCCAUUGCUUCAGCCACAGGGACUCCCGAAUGGGCCUGGUGGUGCUGGGGGCUCACGUCCUGCACAGCUCGGAGCCCACACGACAGGUGCUGGGCAUCUCCACCGUCGUCAGGCACCCGGACUACCAGCCCACCACCCACGCCAACGACAUCUGUCUACUGCAGCUCAACGGCUCUGCCGUCCUGGGUCCUGCGGUGGGGCUGCUGAGGCUGCCACGGAGAGACGCCACGCCACUCAGGGCGGGGGCACGCUGCCGGGUGGCUGGCUGGGGCUCUGUAUCCGAUUUCGAGGACCUGCCACCCGGGCUGAUGGAGGCCGAAGUCCGCGUGCUGGGCCUGGACGUCUGCAACAGCUCCUGGAAGGGCCAGCUGAGCCCUGCCAUGCUCUGCACCCACAGUGGGGACCGCCGGAGGCGUGGCUUCUGCUCGGCGGACUCUGGGGGACCCCUGGUGUGCAGGAACCGGGCACAUGGUCUGGUCUCCUUCUCUGGACUCUGGUGCGGCGACCCCAAGACCCCUGAUGUGUACACGCAGGUGUCUGCCUUCGUAAGCUGGAUACAGGAUGUGGUUCGAAGGCCAAACGGGCCCCAGCCCAGUCCGCUGCCCGGGACCGCUGGGUUCCUGCAGGAGUUGCCUGAACCCCAACAGCACGGGGUCCACAAAUGAGGUGGUAAAUGAUUCAGAUAGCUCCUGCCUGGAAAUUCCAUGGCUGGGGCAGGGCAUCCGUGGGCCCCCAAACUCCAGGAAGCCUGGUGUAUCCGUGGGGUGGAGGGUGGGGUAGAGAGGGCAUCGGUUCCAAAUGCAAAGGGCCAAAAUGACCAAAUAAAAUGUUAACUGAAUAACCAGACACGACGGUUCACCUCCAGGGCCCAUCCACGAUCCUUCGAGUUUCUGUCUCAGCGAGGCCAAGGGUCUGGCUCGGCCACAGCCUCCCUGAGACCGUGAGCUGCUUGCUCAGAGGCCUCAUCUGGUCCUCUGGCUUCGGGACCCAGGCCCCUCCCCGCCCUCCUCACCACCGGCCCUUCUGG